CGCUCUCGUGGCACUUACUACGUUGAAGGCACCACUCUGGGUGAAAGGACAACGCCUGAAGCAAGGGAAUGCUCUCAAAGCUCACUUAGUGCGGAGAGAAAAACCAUCGGGCAGAGAAGCGCCGUCAAUAGCGGCCCGAAACAGGACGGCGAGCGGUCAGCAAAAACCUCCCAGGAGCAGCCUGUGCCUGGCCGGCGGGACUGGUCGAGUAGCCAAGAAGGAGGCCGGGGAGCUGGGGCCGUGGUGCUAGGCGGGCUCGGAGUUGUGCGAGAUCUGGUCAUAGACCCCGUAGGAUAGCCCGCAGUCCACCUCUAUUCUAAACGCAAUGGGAAGCCAUUGAGAGACCUUCAUCCGAGGAGUGAUGUGGUCUUACUCAGAUGUGUAUUUUAAAGAUCAUUCUGCUGUCUUGUGACGAAGGCCGGACGGGUUGGGGGCAGGCCAGUCUGCUUCUGGCAACCAAGUCAGGACCAGGACCCAGGAACUUGCCAGGAGCGCAGAGUCUUCUGUGAGCAGCCUCCGGAACCGGGAACCCGAUUGGUAGUGAGAUGGAGGGCGCGGCGGAAGUUCAAGGCGGGCACUUCCUGUCCGGCCGCUCUGGCGCUCAGGGCCUGGCGUGUGCGAGGGGCGCGUCCACCCGUGUCCGAGCUGAUUUUGCCCACCUCCUUGGGAAAAGCUCAGAGAUCCGAUGAUAGCCGUCAAGCAGCUCCUUCCUGAUGAGCCCCAGGUCUCAGUUUCCUUUGAGGAAGUGGCUGUGCUCCUCUCCUGGGAGGAGUGGGGCUGUCUGGGCCCCGCUCAGAAAGGCCUCUACAGGGACGUGAUGCUGGAAACCUACAGAAAUCUGGUCUCGCUGGGACUUCAACGUUCCAAACCUGAUGUCAUCUCCAGGCUGGAGAAGGGGGAAGAACCAUGGGCCCCACACUCACUGAGAAUUGAGGAGAGCUGGAUCCGGAAUCACAGGAGUGGAAGUUUUGAGUCUCUAAUGGAAAAAAAGGAAUUAACUCCAAAACAGGAAAUUUCCAAAGCAGUGGAGUCCCAGAGAGCAAAACCAGAAGAACAUGCAAGAAAUAUAUCCAAGGAAUCUGAUUUUGAAGAAAUGUGUAAAACUGAGGGAAAGAUAAAGAAUUACUGGGGAAAAUCUACAGUGGAAAGACUUAAGAAAUCCUUCUCCCAGAAGAACAAUUCCAGACCGGUGACAUUGACACGUGUGAAAACCCCUAUGGGGGAAGGCCAGAUAUCCGGUUCCAUGGAGGUAAACUGCACUGCAGACCCAAACCCUGUCGGAUUUCAUCGAGGGUCUAGAGGGGAGAGUCUCCACCAGAAUGUGCCACAUGUAGAUGACUUUCAACAAACUCAGGACCUCAUUAAUCUCCCAUGUUUCCAUCUAGGAGAAAGAUCAUGUCAGACAGAUAUGUUUGUGAAAGUGGCCAGGCAGAGUUCAGUUCCUGGUGAGAGUCAGAGGGUUAACAGGCCAAAGAAAUCCUUUGAGUGUACUGAGUGUGGAAAACCUUUCAGCCGGAGUAGAGCUCUUUCUCAACAUGGGAGUAAUCACACCAGAGAGAAGCCCUUUGAGUGUGGUGGAUGUGGAAAAACUUCUUGCCACUGCUCUGUCUUUAACCAACAUCAGAGAGUUCACUGUGGAGAGAAGCCCCACACGUAUGCUGAGUGCGACAAAGCUUCCAGGGCUCAUGCCUACUUCAUUCAGAACCAUAACAUUCACACUGGAGAAAGACUUUAUGAGUGCAGUGAAUGUGGAAAAGCUUUCAGUACGUGUUCAUCUUCUAGUCAACAUCUUAAGAUUCAUACUGGGCAGAAACCUCAUGAGUGUAAUCAGUGUGGGAAAGCCUUCGGUCAUAGCUCUAACCUGAUUCAUCAUCAGAGAACUCAUAGCGGAGAGAAACCUUACACGUGUAAGGAAUGUGGGAAAGCUUUUAGUAGACAGUCACACCUCCUUCAGCAUGAGAGAACUCAUUCUGGAAAGAAACCUUAUGACUGUACUGAGUGUGGCAAAGCCUUCAGUGCACGAUUAUCUCUCAUUCAACAUCAGAGAAUUCACACAGGAGAAAAACCCUAUGAAUGCAAUGAAUGCGGGAAAUCCUUUAGCCUGAACCGAACCCUUAUCGUUCAUCAGAGAAUUCAUACUGGAGAGAAACCCUAUAGGUGUAAUGAAUGUGGGAAAUCCUUCAGUCAACGUUCCCAAGUCAUUCAGCACAAGAGAAUUCACACUGGUGAGAAGCCUUAUAUAUGCAAUGAGUGUGGAAAAUCAUUCAGCGCUCGCCUGUCCCUUGUCCAGCAUCAGAGAAUUCACACUGGAGAAAAACCUUAUGGAUGCAAUGAGUGUGGGAAGACAUUCAGUCAAAAGGGACAUCUGAUUCAGCAUCAGCGAAUUCACACUGGAGAAAAACCCUAUGAGUGUAAUGAGUGUGGAAAAGCCUUCAGCCAGAGUUUUAAUCUCAUUCAUCAUCAAAGGACACACAAUGGUGAGAAGCCCUAUGAAUGUAAUGAGUGUGAUAAAGCCUUCAGUGUGCUCUCUUCCCUUGUUCAACAUCAGAGAGUCCAUAAUGGUGAAAAGCCCUAUGAGUGUCACAAAUGUGGGAAGGCUUUUAGCCAGGGCUCACACCUCAUUCAGCAUCAGAGGAGCCACACUGGAGAGAAACCCUAUGAGUGUAACGAGUGUGGGAAAACCUUUGGGCAGAUAUCCACCCUAAUUAAACAUGAGAGAACACACAAUGGAGAGAAGCCCUAUGAGUGUGGAGACUGUGGAAAAGCCUUCAGCCAGAGUGCACACCUUGUCCGCCAUCGAAGGAUUCACACUGGAGAGAAUCCCUACGAGUGCAGUGACUGCGGGAAGGCCUUCAACGUCCGCUCCUCUCUUGUCCAGCAUCACAGAAUUCAUACAGGAGAGAAGCCUUAUGAAUGUGAGAAGUGUGGCAAGGCCUUCAGUCAGCAUUCACAAUUUAUUCAGCAUCAGAGGAUUCACACUGGAGAGAAGCCCUAUAUGUGCAAUGAAUGUGAGAAAGCCUUCAGUGCACGCUUGUCCCUUAUCCAACACAAGAGAAUUCACACAGGAGAGAAACCCUACAAAUGCACUGAAUGUGGAAAAUCCUUCCGACAAAGCUCUCACCUCAUUCGUCAUCAGAGAGUUCACAGUGGAAAACGACCUUAUACGUGUAAUGAAUGUGGGAAGACUUUUAGUCAGAGAAUAACUCUUACUGGUCAUGAGAAAAUUCACACUGGAGAGCAAGCCUAUAAGUGUAUUAAUUGUGGGGCCCUCUUUAGUGCACAGGCAGCUUUCAUUCAGCAUCGUAAAGUUCACAAUGGAGAAUAACUCCACUUUAUUUGAUAGUCUUCCCUGUUUUACAUCAGAAGCAAUAUACUGAUGGGAAAGCUGUCACUUUUACAGCUUUCAUUUUGGAGAUUCGUCUCUCCAGUGAUUUAAGAUCUCCCAGUGUGCUGUUAACUAAAGGUAGGCUGCAAAAUUAUGUGCUAAAAAUUCCAAGGUCACAUGCCUUCCCUCAGAUUCAGAGGGUGGCCCUGUGCUUCAGUACUUUAAACAAGCACGGCUUAAAUAUACUUAUUUAAAAUCAUGUUUUCAUAGCACCAGAUCUUGAGGUGCAGUGAGGUAUUUUAUGUGCUCACUUGCUUUUCUUUCCUUGUACUCAUCUAUUUCAGGUUCAAGAAAAGUUCACUGGAAUCCUUGCGCUUUCAAUCAUGAUAGAGCCAUGUUGGGAUUUGUUAGGGCCUCUUCAAAAUGUUUUCGUUCUAUUGUGAGGAAUAUCCCUUUAACUUCAAAAAUGUUAUCCCUUUUCAGCAUCAGGUAAUUCAGACAGGAGAGAAACCUUAUGAGCUUGAGCAAAGUUUGUUAAGGAACGACAUGAGGCUUAUGUGUAGAUUGAAACUUGUAAGAUCCUGCUAAGGAGUCGAAUGACACAAGUAAAAUGGGUUUUUCUACAAGGUAAUUGGGAAAGACAAAAUCCUGUGAAUUGGGAGGAAAGCAGCCAUAAAGUAGACACACAGUGGUAUAUGGGAUAUGACUUAACAGGUUUUGUUCUCAAAACCAAGGUUGGUGUAUUCCGUAUCAGUUUCUCAGGGGGAGAAGGUGAGUGGUCAUAACUGUGUUCUGGGCAGCCUGGCACUGAGCAGACUCUGGUGAGGAGUGGCAGGUCCUUCUGCUGCCAGAGGACAGGAUUCCAGGUGAGGUAGGUAAGUAGAUAAUUGUGCAGGUUGUUUGUCAGCCUGGGAACUCUUGUGUGCAUGUUUUAAAGCUGCCUUUUGUCCUCCAGAGUGAUGUUGGUCAGCAAGGUCUCAGUGUCCUUUGGUUCUUGAUAUUUGAGAUGACAAAUAUCCUAGGAGCUCUGUUUUCCUAAAGCCAGUUUCCAGAGUUGCCACCCUUGCCUGUGGUGCUUCUGGGCCAGGUUCCCUUGUGAGUGGUUCACUUCAGUAUCCUCAGAACCCUGUUCUCCAGAAACUUCUUUAGCACUUUUUCCUACUUUCUUUGUGGAGGAAAGAUUAACAUCAAAAUGGUCUGAAACAGGCUAUAAAUAAAUAGAAAUUCAGCAACAGCAGUCUGUGAGAAACAGUUGUAGAAGCUGAAAUCUGACGACUGAAAGCAGCUUGGAGUCUUUGAUGAACAAUUUGAAUGCCAUAUGAACAAACACUUGAGAGGAGAUUGACCAGUUAAUAUUUGGGAUAAGCUAUAAUGGAAUGGUGCUUUGUAUAUAAGAAUCAGGGUAAGAAAGAAUAAGUGAGAGCAGUUGGCCAUUUUAUUCCCUUAUAGUGUCAUUUUCACUAAUAAAAUUAUUCCAGUUUUCCCAUUUAUUAAAGGAGCUUUCUUAGAAUUUGGCUCCAUUCUUUUUUCUUACAUUGACUUGACCUGUACUUCAGAUUUUAUUUUCCAGGCUGUUGUCCAUAUGGUAGUGGCAGUGGUCUUUACUUCUCUUAGAAUGUUGAAAAGCUGAUUAGAAAAAUCUGCCUCUUGAUGAUAAUCCUCCUAAGCAUACUUCACCGCAAAUAGCUUUGACUUAAAAAAUGAAAAUGGGAGUGAAUUUACUGUGACAAUAAUGGUUGUAUGCUGAAUGAAAAUUGUGAUUCAGUCAAUAAACCUUUACUUUUUUACCUUA
Leopardus geoffroyi (Geoffroy's cat) is the source of this 5117-nucleotide messenger RNA. Its product is annotated as zinc finger protein 252-like. Gene Ontology annotation, biological process: negative regulation of transcription by RNA polymerase II. Gene Ontology annotation, molecular function: DNA-binding transcription repressor activity, RNA polymerase II-specific. The transcript has 6 exons. Bases 686 to 3325 code for a protein of 879 amino acids. Lineage: Eukaryota; Metazoa; Chordata; Mammalia; Carnivora; Felidae. The record is from RefSeq and is a predicted model, not a curated record.